Messenger RNA from Oryza brachyantha (malo sina), 2254 nucleotides. Its product is annotated as probable tRNA (guanine(26)-N(2))-dimethyltransferase 2. NCBI's taxonomy places the organism in Eukaryota, Viridiplantae, Streptophyta, Magnoliopsida, Poales, Poaceae. The coding region runs from base 26 to 1735 and encodes 569 amino acids. The transcript is spliced from 13 exons. The record is from RefSeq and is a predicted model, not a curated record. Gene Ontology annotation, cellular component: nucleus. Gene Ontology annotation, biological process: tRNA N2-guanine methylation. Gene Ontology annotation, molecular function: RNA binding.
UACAGCAUCGCCACCGAAUGUACGAAUGCCCCCCCUCGCAUGCCGUUUCUCCCGGAUUCGCAAUCCGCGCCUCAACCCAUCAUCGUCGGCGAAUCUGGUCGCCCGCCUCGUGCUCGCCUGCUCGUCCUCCUCUUCCCGCCUGGAGCCACCGGAGCUUCCCGGUCCCGGGGCUCGUGGCGGCGGAGGAUUCCCAGCGACCAUCAGGGAAGGGAAGGCGGAGAUCUUCGCCGACGACUCCAACUCGGUCUUCUACAACAAGGCCCAGGUUAAUAACAGAGAUCUUUCCAUUGCUGUAUUGAGGUCAUUUAUUUCGCGAAGACGUGAAGAGCAUGAUGCCCAAUUAAGAAAAGGUAUUUCCAACGAUGAACCAGGCACAGGCAGUCAUGCUGAAAUACUGCCAAAACAUCACCCCGAAGAAUUGGACCACAUAAGAGGAGGAUUUGAGGACAAGGCAUUGAAUGAAGAAACUGGCUAUAAACCACCCAAAGUUCUUGAGGCUUUAGCUGCAUCGGGAUUAAGAGCUAUUAGGUAUGCCCUUGAAGUAGAUGGGAUUGGGGAAGUUAUAGCUGUUGAUAACAAUGAAGCAGCUAUAGAGGCCUGUAAAAAAAAUAUCCGCCACAAUGGCAGUGUUGCAUCUUCAAAGGUGGUACCACAUCUUGCUGAUGCACGUGUUUACAUGCUCACCCACCCAAAAGAAUUUGAUGUGGUUGACAUUGACCCUUAUGGAUCGCCAGCUGCAUUUCUAGAUUCGGCAGUUCAGUGUGUUGCAGAUGGUGGUAUCUUGAUGUGCUCAGCUACAGACAUGGCUGUGCUUGCUGGCGGCAAUGCAGAAGUUUGUUUUUCCAAGUAUGGGUCUUAUCCAUUGAAGGGCAAACACUGCCAUGAGAUGGCCCUGAGGAUUCUUCUUGCUUGUAUUGAGUCACAUGCCAUCCGCCACAAGCGCUAUAUAGUUCCUAUAAUAUCAGUGCACAUGGAUUUCUACAUUAGGGUCUUUGUGCGAAUCUUCACUUCAGCUAGCAAAGUAAAAAGCUCACCCCUUAGAUUAGCACAUGUCUACCAAUGUACUGGAUGCAGUUCAUUUCACUUUCAAAACAUUGGAAGAAUUAACUCAAAGGACACGAGGAAUAUUGCCCUACCAAAUUUUUCCCCUGUUGUAGCUCAGGAAUGUUCUGAAUGUGGCCAUAACUUUGUGAUGGGGGGACCUAUAUGGAGUGAUCCAAUGCAUGACAAAGAAUGGGCUGCUUGUAUUUUGUCGAGUAUCCAAGCUAUGAGUUGCACAUAUUCUGCUUUUGCCAAGAUUUCAGCUAUAAUGACAUCAGUAUCGGAGGAAUUGCCCAAAGCACCUUUAUUUGUUAGUCUUCACAAUUUAUGUGCAAUCCUGAAGUGCACCAAUCCAACGAUUGCAAUGUUUCAAUCUGCUAUCAGAAAUGCUGGUUAUCAAAUAUCAGGCUGCCAUGUGGAUCCACUGGCUCUUAAAACAGAUGCCCCUAUGUCUGUAAUUUGGGACAUCAUGCGAUGUUGGGUCAAGAUUCAUGCUGUAAAGUUUCGGCCUGGAAAUCAUCCAGGUACUAGGAUACUGUCCCAAGAGCCUAAACUACAGGCAAAAUUUUCCCUUGUACCUGGUAGUUUAGCAGCACGGAAGACCCCAAGAUUUGUACCUAAUCCCGAAAAAUAUUGGGGUCCUAAGACAAAGGCCGGUAGACAACCAAAGAUACUACCAGUGGACAAUUUAUAAAUCGAUACUGAUAUGAUGGUUGCAGACUGGAGAUAUCAGAUGCAUUCUUUUGUUAGGUACUGACCGACUGAGCAUGUAGAUUGUUUCAACAGGCAAGUAUGUCCAUUCCAAAUUUUGAUGGUCAUUAUAGAUUACCUACAGUCAGUGCUCUGAUUGAUGGCAAUUACACAUCUACACUAUAGUGUUAUUUCCUCGCAUAAGCGAAGAUCAAAGGAAGCCACUAGAACAUGACCUCGUUCAGCUGUCUUAGAUACUGCCACAAGCUAUUUUUGCAUAUUAUAUCACUUUCCUGUUUCUUCAACCUUGCAUAGCAUUGACUCAUUUAGAUUUAGGAACAAAGGCUACAUCAGAUGCGCCAUAUAAGUCGAAGAAUCACAACACACUAGAUGCUGCCGUGUGCCUUGCUAAAAAAUUAAGAAUAAACUGUGCAAGUAUUUAUAUCUCGUUGAAAUCAGAUUUUACAAAGCCAACGCAACAGCUAAAUAUAUAGGUAUGAUUUUAAGAAACACAGUCCUCCGC